GGAAAGGAGGCAGACUUGAAACUGGGUGGCAGUAGAAUUAACAAGUACAGAACGCUAUUAAGAAGGUCGAGAACGGAUUUUACGUUAAAUAUUGACUGACACUCCCAGAGUCUCUAAAUACUAAAUACCACCCAGUCCGCCACACCAACCCUAAUGCAAAAACCCUAGAGACAAGGUUGUAAUUAUCUAACAAAAAGACAAAGUUGUGGCUGUCCCUUGAGUCAGAAAGAACCGGUCGCCCAGGACUAACCUCAGUUAAAUCAAACGUGGUGUUGAGAGCGAGGAAAAAAAGCUGGAUAGAGGAUUUUACGCUUUUUCGCACAGACUACUGAAUCUUUUAGAGACUGAAUAAGGGACUACUUACGUAACCUUUCCUAAACUUUAAAUAACGAAUAGUAGAAAAACAAUUCACCCAGACAUUUUUUCCCCACAGGAUUUCCAACCGAAACCUAACAUAUGGCCGAGAGUAUUCUUGUUCCCUCUGUGCUGCUAUCUUUGAUGAUUGCUGGUAAGACCAUUUUACAACUACUUCUCCUUGAAGCAUUGUUUUAAUGAAAACUUGUGUUGAUCUUAAUUGCGGGUAAAUACAUUGGAAAUGCAUCCGUUUAGUCACUUUUCGUUUUACCCGCGAUAACGGCAAGGAAAUUAAGGACAAGGAAAUAACGGCAAGGAAAUUAUUGACUUGAAAUGGCUUUGCAGGCUACUUACCCAGUGGUAUGAGGCAUGAGUAAAGGCUAGUUAGCGCUCUUGUUCUAACACUCAUUUCUUUAUUAUAGGCGUUAGCCCCUUCUGUCAAGACAAUGAUAUCACCGUCAAAGAUGAGGCUCUCGAUGGAUACAAGUGCAAGAAAUGUCUAACAUGCCCAGCGGGGGAGGGGCUGUCAGUCAACUGCGGGGACGUCAUUACCUCUCAAACACCUAUUAAAUGCCAGUCUUGUGUUCUCGGUGAAACGUAUUCGGGUGGAAAUCAAGCUGGCGCAUGCAAGAUUUGCGACCCUUGUGAUGAGUACCAGGAAACUAUCAAAGCUUGUACUCUGACAUCAAAUGCAAUUUGUGGCAACUGCAAGCAUGGGGCCUACUUUGACAACAUAGUGGGAAGGUGCAAGCCAUGUUCUCCAUGCUGUAACGAUAGCAAAGAUAUAUUAGAGACCGCAUGUCAAGUCCCUGGGGUCGCGGCAAACAUGCGGUGUAACUUUGUGCGAUCUGAGAAGUGCGCAAAGGUAGCCGUGAGGAACGUAAGCACCAGCCCCUCGCCAACACAGCGCCCGACUCCAUCAACCACCGUCAUAUCAAGGCCAACGACAAUGCCCACAAUAAAGAAGUUAGAUAAACCGUCAGUUCUUAGUGCCUCAUCUGCCCCAUCCUCCCACUUUAUUGGUAUCGUUGCAGGUGUUCCUACCGGUGUCGUGGCAUUAGCUGUUAUCCUUUUUUUAUUUUGCUACUGUAAAAAAAGGAGAAACCGUCAGACCAAAACUGGCUUGCACACCGUGGAGAAUGAACGUCAUGAAGUUGGGCUUGAGCAACAUCUUCUGAUUGUGGCUACACCAGAACAAGAGUCUCCUUACCAGUCCCCGAUGUUACCUGUUGAGGAGACUUGCAAAAAUCCACUACCUAUACAAGAUUCCCAGCCACCAGCCUGUUCUGAUUCAAAAGGUAACCUGGAUCUUGUUAUAUAAUCAGAGACUUAAGUCAUUCCAUGGGCCAAAACUGAACGAAGUACUGACUCCGCAGUCUUUAUCUUAUAAUAAAUAGAAUAGAAUACGUGCAGCCUCUAUGUAUUCUGGAAAGAACAAAUGACCUCGUGUAUGACUGGAGAGAUUAGAAACGAAAACGAGAUGUUUCGUUUAGGGGGAAACGCCCUUGUGUGCACGCGUGCCUAACCCGUCCCCUGUCGUCUCUAUUUGAAUCGUACGCGAAGGACAGAGCGAGACUAUAACACGAAAAGUGGACCGAAGAAAGCUCUGGUGAGCGAACACAUGGUAAAACAGGGUGGUCACUUACUAGCGCUUCAUAAACAAAAAAACAAACGAAAUUAAUAUUGAAUGAGUAUCUUUAUAUCUGAUAUAGACAUGGCUAAACUUUACGUCUAAUUUUUUAUACCAAAACAGUAACCCCCAGGCCCUGUGACAGGUCCUUGCCACCAGGCUAAGUGGUCGUUAUAAAAAUGACCUUAAACUUUUACAAAUACAAUGCGCGACCGUCAGCCCCGAGGGGAUGUUUCUCUGAAGAGAUACGUUACAAAAAAAGUUUUUUUUUUGGCCACACCACGUUCCUCAUUCUUUUCGAAAAGUGCGGUGGGUUCCUUUACGUCCCACAUGAACUGAUCAGUGAAAGUGCUUCUAGUUUCGAGAAACUAGAAGAAUAAGAGACUUUUUAAGUUUUUUAAUUGAGCAACUCUUUCUGUCAUUUCUUUGUUUAGAUUUCAAAACUUCCCAGUCAUAUAUAGACCCUCCGAGUAUGCUCUCCAUUGAAGACUACAAAGAGACCGCGGCAACCUCCAGGAAGACUGGUGACGAGCAGGACAGAGUAUGACGUUUAUAUCUGUGGACGUUUCUUACAAUCGUCGCAGUCAAAUAUUUUGUUACGGAAGUCUUAAGUUGGUUUUAAUUUAUCUUUGAAAAUAUUUCUGGAAUGAUAGUUAUAUGUUAAGA
This is a messenger RNA of Porites lobata, 2650 nucleotides long. The record is from the annotation of a GenBank genome assembly. NCBI's taxonomy places the organism in Eukaryota, Metazoa, Cnidaria, Anthozoa, Scleractinia, Poritidae.